AUGCCAAUACAAAACAGUCCUCCUGGGAUCUUACCAAGUUCCAUUCUGCACUUGCAGAGCACACAACAAGAUGACAGCUCUUCGCUGUUCGUCUUCAUUCCUGGGAAUCCGGGAUUGAUAGAAUUUUACGAGCCAUUCUUGCUCCAGGUUCACCUCAAUAAUCCCGACUGGGAGAUCUUGGGGAUAUCCCACGCUGGAAUGAACUCCUGCGAUACAAUUCAAUGUCCGGUCUACACCUUGAAAGAACAAAAUGACCACUUUGUCGCAGUCAUAAACAGAUACUCAAAGGCCGGAAGGCCAUUGAUCAUCAUGGGUCACUCCGUUGGGGCCUAUUUGACCCAGAGAGUGGCACUUUCCAAUCAUUUGGUAGGAAAUGUCGUUCGAAUCGGUCUAAUCACACCUACGCUGAUAGACAUUCAUGACAGUGACAAGGGAAGAAAAUUGACGCCAAUAACUGCGUGGAUCCCCAGGUUUCAUGAACUAGUCGCUGGCUUGUCGUGGGUUUUGUUCGAAAAGAUGCUACCGACGUCACUCACAUCGAACCUUCUGUCCACCUUGAUGAGAGUUGAUCCUCAAUCAGCAAUGGCCAUAGCGACUAGAACUCUUGUCACAAACUCCAGAUUCAUCAAGCAAGCGCUAGGAUUGGCUACUGAGGAGAUGCGGGUGAUUAGGUCCGAUUGGGAAUUCCAGCGAACUUUCACAGAAUUUUGCCAAGCUCGCAACAUCAAGAUCUGGUUCCUUUUCAGCAAUAACGAUCAUUGGGUGAGUGAGCAGACUCGUAAGGACUUAAUUCAGUUUUUCGAAGCAAACGGAGACCCUACAAUGCUAAAAAUCGAUGUAUCACCUACUUUAGAACAUGCGUUUGUGCGUAGACAUGCAGAAAUCGUUGUGACAGAAUAUUUCGGGCAUUAG
Molecule: messenger RNA, 912 nt
Organism: Lachancea lanzarotensis
Lineage: Eukaryota; Fungi; Ascomycota; Saccharomycetes; Saccharomycetales; Saccharomycetaceae
Product: LALA0S01e07910g1_1
Exons: 1
Coding region: 1-912 (303 amino acids)
Biological process (GO): lipid storage
Cellular component (GO): lipid droplet
Molecular function (GO): lipase activity
Source: RefSeq, a predicted model, not a curated record